Paramuricea clavata is the source of this 2891-nucleotide messenger RNA. Lineage: Eukaryota; Metazoa; Cnidaria; Anthozoa; Malacalcyonacea; Plexauridae. The record is from the annotation of a GenBank genome assembly.
GCUUAGGGGAUUUAAAUAUAUGUUCAAAUCCAUAACAUGAGCGCUAUGGAAGGUAAUAUAUCCUGAAAUUUUUAUCACAUUUCCUAGGGUAACAAAUACGUGAUUUUGUUGUUUGUUUUUAUAGCUGUAAAUUGUAGCGGAUGCAAAUUCCCGAUUCAAAAAGACGUGCAUUCGGCGCUGGGGCUGAAAUGGCAUCGGAAUUGCUUUAGGUUUGUGUAUUAGUUGUUUAAAUAAUGUUAUCUUGGGUUUUCCUGCUUUGUUAACCUAUUUAUUCAUUUUAUUUACCUGUAUAGGUGUUCGGAAUGUUUGAGUACCAUACCACUCCAUUAUAUGCCUCGCGAUAAUGUUCUGUAUUGCAAGAAGGAUUAUAUUCUAAAAUUUGGCGAACAUUGUCAACGAUGUGUUAAACAAAUCACUGGACCUGUUAUGGUAUGAACUAAAUGCGAACAUAGAUUAUAUUUUUGAGUAUCUGUCCCCAAAAUCAAGCCACAAUUUAGUUAGAUCUAAGAUCUAUCAUAUCAUAUCAUGUGGACUUGGCAAUUUUAAUUGUCAGGUAAGAAUCACGCUAUUUUAUAUGAUAUUUUAGAUAGUUUAUUAAUUUACAAGGUUUUUGAUAAUAAAGGGACUUUCUUCGGAGCCUAAUUAGAAUUUUUUAGAGUCUUCAAAGAAUGUUUCAGCUUCAUUUUGUAACAAAUUACACUCUGGAAUGUUGAUAUUUAUACAAGGAAAAAUUCAGAAUGGUUUAGUAUAGUUUUCUGCACGAAUGUUUAGAUAUUUUUGAAAGAAGUAAGUAUAUCUAGGCUAUAAAAUCUUCUAAGAUGUCGUUUAGUUUCAAAGGAUGUGAAUUAUUAUGCCUUUCAGACGUAAACAAACUUUCGUAAUAACUUGUUCACAUUAAAUAUUCUUGACAGCAGUUUACAGUAAUAUCAAGCCAAAAAGCAUGUUUAUGUAUAUUUUCAACACAAAAUGCAAAUUUUAUACCUUUGGAAUAAUUGAUUGCAAAAUCUCUGUUUUUAACUGCUUGUAAACAAGAAGUUCAGCUUUCAUUUGAGUCAUAUGAUAGUCAGAUAAUUUGCCUAUAAAUCCUGUCUCAGUCUAAUUCGAUACUUAUCUUAGUGUAAGGUUACUGUUUUGUCUCAGAUUUAUCGACAAACUGCCUUCAAUCUGCCGCAAAUGACAUAUUCUAAACUGAUUAAGACACUAAUGUCACUAAUAUGCAUAUUUUUAUGUCGUACUUUGAUUUCGCCAAGGAGAAACCUCUUGAGUUCAUGUGAUAUAAGUUUCAAAUUUAACCCUUUCGACACUCAAAAACAAAACACAGCCAUCCAUCCAUCAACAAGUAUUUGAAUUUAUUUUAAUCUUAGGUUGCUGGCGAACAAAAAUAUCAUACUGAAUGCUUUGUAUGUACAAAGUGUUUGAAGUUUAUUGGUUAUGGUGACGAAUAUAUGUUAGUUGAACGACAUAAUUUGUACUGGUAAGCUUCAAUUUUACUUUAUUUUGUACUUCAUUGGCGAGUUUCAUUAUGAAGCACUAAUGUCAACCUGCAGUUUAUUAAAUAUCAGAACGAGAAAACAAUGUUAAUUAUUUCCAUUAUAUUUUGUAGCCUUGUAUUUGAAGGCAAACGAAUGAAAUUGAGAGACGUAAUUUAAUUUUCUUGCUCCAAAGUUGACCAUCAUCUGUUGAAACUAUAAGCUUACGGAAACGCAUCAAUAUUGACAUCAGCAUUUGGCAAACGCGUUUAAUAUUUAGUUCUUUGAGAAUAUUACUUCAUCGUGAUCAAGCCUGAAUUUGCCUGUAUUAGGUCGAAGAGUCUCUUAGAGUUAUUUUUUUGAAAGAUUUCUUUGUGAUAUGUGUGGGGGACGAUUAAGAUUGUACACUGCUUCACUGUCGAGCUGUCUAGAACUUUGGUUGUUUUCGCUUAUUAUUCUCUUUUGUUAUAGCUUUGUGUAUUAACAGCAGGGUGUAUGGGCAAUAUAUACUAGUAUAGUUGAUCAGUUAAUGACCUCUAAAUUAUUUAGUGCAUAAGCUAUGCGGAUAUAGAACAAUCUUGAAGCAAUAUUUUCAAGGAAAUACAUGAAAUAUCAUUUGGAUUACGUAGCUGCGAGUUAUGCGUUGCUAUAGAUAUUCAAUUUGAGAACAGAUUUAUAUUCUAGUUUCCUGCAAAGCAGUGUGAUGCCUGAUAAAUAUAUACAAAGUAACAUAUUGGUCUGAUUUACUCACAACAUAUAUCCAUGGGCAGACAAUUUCUGUUUGUCUUCAAAAUACUUGUUUGGGGUUCAGCUUUGAGCUUUAUAUAUUUGCAUAAGGAAUUCAAUUAAUUAAUUUGUUAAUCAAUAAUGAAUACAUACAACUUAACUGGGACAAAAUGAAUUGUAUGGUUGAGUACCAUGAAUAUGAAUGAGUAAAAAAUUCUUGGGUGGUAUUUCGAGUUAGAGUAUUUAUAAGUGGUUUCACUAAGCACUAUACAGCAUGCUAAUUACUUUCAUUAUUAUACAUAGUAGUUUCAUAUUUUGUGGUAAAUAAAUAGAAUGUGUAGUUUAGAUUAUUUUGUCAUUCUGACAACUGCAGGAUGACCAUCAUCUCCUGCACGAUAGUGCUUAGUGAAACCUUGAAUAAUGCUUCCAAGCUCAGACAUUGGGAAAAUAAUGAUUUUUUUUCUAUAUUUAGCAAUGAUUGUUACAAACAUUCAAUCCUCCCAGCAAUAAGCACACCAGUGAGUAAACUGGGACGCUGUCAUACAAUCCAGCACAUCAAUCUGGCACCAACGCCAGUCGGUCGACGUAAAUUCUCUGUUCUUAUUGAGAAAGCAAACAACAUCAAUAAGCUGCUGCGUUCAGCGGCAAGUUUGGCUCAGAAUGGUGAGAGACGGAGCUUCAUCGCAAUUGAAAAGU